AUGGCAGCCGGAGAGGACACAAGCUCGGACGACAACGACGCCUUGCACACAAUUACAGCGGUUCUCCAUCACGCAGCCAGUAUCCGCAAGGUUAGGCCUAUUUACAAGGACAUCAGUUGGAAUAACGUUCCACUCACUAUGUUGGUGGACACGGGGUCACCUGUAAGCGUCAUUCCCGUAACGGUGUUCCGCAAGUACAAGCAGCUCUGGCCUCCGUUGGAGAGUUCACAGCUCAAGCUCUCUUGUCUCUUGGGAGAACUUCCAGUUGUCGGCCAGCUUAGCAUGACCGCUACGUACGACGGGAAAGAUAUUCCUGGUACUGUCAUAGUGGUCGACAGCUCCGGACCAUCUUUGUGCGGCAGAGACACCAUCAAGGCAUUUAAUGAAGUUGGAGUGGCAAUGUUGUCGAAUGUGGUAGCGAAUCUGCAACCGGCUAGAAUACAGGCUGCCAGCACAGGUCUGCAACAGCUGCUUGACGAAUAUGCCGACGUGUUUGCUCCGGGACUCGGCCUGUGCAAAGGACCACCGGUCACAUUUCAAUUGAAAGAAAACGCGUGUCCACAGUUCUUUAAGGCCCGUACUGUACCCUACGCUCUCAGAGAUAAGAUGUCUGAAUCGUUGGAUCAGCUGGUCGCGGAAGGCGUUUUGACGCCGGUAAAAACCGCUGAAUGGGCAACCCCUGUGGUACCCGUUUUGAAGGGCGAUGGGUCCCUCCGACUGUGUGGAGACUUCCGUAUGACUGUGAAUGCGGCCACUGUGGUAGAACAAUACCCGUUGCCUCGAGUGGACGACAUUUUUGCUAGGUUAAACGGUGGCGAAGUAUUCACGACCUUGGAUUUGCGUCAAGCCUACAACCAGUUGCCAUUGGAUGAGGAAGCAAAGAAGAUAACAGUCCUCAACACCCAGAAGGGUCUCUUUUGUUUUAACAGAUUACCGUCUGGCCGGCUGCGGGAGUAUGGUCUCCGACUGAACAAGGGAAAGUGCAAGUUUCGGCAAGACGAAGUCACAUUUCUCGGUCAUCGUAUCGACGCGAAGGGUCUGCGACCGAAGGACGACAAUAUCAAAGCCGUUGUUGAAGUCCCAAAGCCCACCUCGGUGAGUGAGCUGAAAGCUUUUCUCGGUCUCAUAAAUUACUAUGGCAAGUUCCUGCCCAAUCUGGCCACCAUGCUAGCUCCGCUACAUGCUCUCUUAUCCAAAGGAGUCAAGUGGCAAUGGAGCCAGGAACAGGAGAAAGCAUUUCAGCAAGUUAAGCAGGCAAUUGUAGCUUCCAAGUUUCUGGCUCGCUUCGACCCGGAUAAGCCACUGCGGCUGGAGUGCGAUGCAUCACCAGUAGGCAUUGGGGCCGUUUUGUCGCACCGCGUGAAUGGUGUUGACUACCCCAUCUGA
This is a messenger RNA of Dermacentor albipictus, 1386 nucleotides long. Lineage: Eukaryota; Metazoa; Arthropoda; Arachnida; Ixodida; Ixodidae. The record is from RefSeq and is a predicted model, not a curated record.